AGGUACUAAGAUAGGAUGUGAGAGAAGCCAAAAUGAGGAGAGACGGUCCUGAAAGCAGGACUUCCCUGAUCCUCCAUCAUCUGCAGGAGGAGAAAAACACAUACGCGCGUGCACAAACAGCCUCCCACAUACACGCACAAGCGCGCAGUGCUGAGCGCUAGCAAGGAGCUUUAAACCGUUUCACCGACACUGAGACAAAGGGAUUCUAACCUGCAACAAUGGAGGAAAACAUGGAUGAAUCACAAAGCCAGAAAGGUUGCAAGGAGUGUUGUGAGCGAUGUGUGGGUAGUCUGCCCUGGGCAUCCCUCAUCGCCACCAUCCUCCUCUACAUGGGUGUGGCCUUGUUCUGUGGAUGUGGCCAUGAAGCUCUGAGUGGGACCGUCACUAUCCUCCAGAAUUACUUUGAGGUCAUCCGAGGAUCUGGAGAAACUCUGGAUGUGUUUACCAUCAUUGACAUCCUGAAGUACAUCAUCUAUGGCCUUGCAGCUGGAUUCUUUGUCUUUGGAGUGUUGUUGCUGGUGGAGGCGUUUUUCACCACUGGAGCAAUAAGGGAUCUGUAUGGAGAGUUCAAGAUUACUGCAUGCGGACGCUGCCUGACUGCAUUUUUGAUGUUCCUGGCCUACCUGUUUUUCCUGGUGUGGCUGGGUGUGACAGCUUUCACCAGCCUGCCGGUCUUCAUGUACUUCAAUGUUUGGUCCAUGUGUAAAAACACCAGCGUGGUUGAGGGAGCCAACCUCUGUCUGGACCUCCGCCAGUUUGGUGCUGUGACCAUCUCUGAGGAGAGGAAGGUUUGCACAGGAUCUGAGAAGUUCUUCAAGAUGUGUGAAUCUAAUGAGCUGGACUUGACCUUCCAUCUGUUUGUGUGUGCAUUGGCUGGAGCAGGAGCUGCUGUGAUCGCAAUGGUCCAUUUUCUGAUGGCAUUAGCUGCUAACUGGGGAUACCUGAAGGAUGCCAGUCGGAUGCAGAAAUAUGAGGAUAUCAAGUCCAAGGAGGAGCAGGAGCUGCAUGACAUCCACUCUACACGUUCCAAAGAACGCCUCAAUGCCUACACAUAAACACAUGUGAUGGGAAACAAUGCAUUCACUUACCAAACAGACACACAAAACAAUUUAUUCGCAUACAAAAACUUGCAGCACACAGUCAUGCAUACAAGGAUAGCAUAACAUAUUACACAACACACAUCAGUCAAGAAAAAUACAGACCUGUGGUAGGCAGCAAAAUUGAUGAAGGAAAAACAUUGAACUCCUCCGUGUGCUUCCAGUUGAUCUUGUGCCUUGGUGAUCAAUGCUAACGUGCUAAACAUCAGUCACAUUAAGUGAAAGUUAAUCAUAACGAUAAGAGGUGACUUCAUAAAUUCCAAUGGGGACGUUAGAUUAUCUUAAUAUUUGGUGGCUUAUAAUGAAAUCAGACCGUCUGCACUUCGCUCACAGAGUGGAAAUACAAAAUAUUUUAUGAAAAAAAACCCCAACUCCUUUGCUGUUUGAGGGUAAAAGUAUUUAUGACUGUGCAUAACAGUAAACAGUCUUGAAUUGAAGAAAAAAAUAACCAGGUCAUUAAAAUGCUUCACAAAGCAGACUGCGUAUAACAACUUCAAAGAACAGAAUAUAUGAAAAAAAAAUAAAAAAUACAGGAGUCCCAGUAUGUGAAAACCUUUCCUUUGCGGGCCCUAGUAGUAGACUGCCAGUAAAAGUGAUCUACUACAGCAUGUAGUGUUGUCCUGAAAUCCACACCAACCGAGACCAAGACAUUAUUGAGACCCGAGAAAAUCAAGACCAAGACUUUCAGAGGUUGAGACUGGAUAUAUCAAAGAAAAAUCACAAAAAAAUCCCCCAAUACAAAAUAACAAGUAUCUUUUUUUCAUUACGUUUACAACAAAAACAAAUUCUGUUUUAUGUUGUUUUUGACAUCCAGGGGGUGUGGCACUGGGAAGGCAACGCAUCCCCUGUGUUCUGCGUUUCUCACUGAUCACAAUAGUAAUUGCCUGGUCUUGACUGGUCUUGAUAAAAAAAAUCUAGAGACCGAGUCAAGAUCUAGUAAAAUUGCCUUUGAUUCCAGGAUGAGACCAAGACCCUCAAUAAGUGGUCUCAAGACAGGUAUACCAAUACCGAUCGCAAGCACUACAACACUACAAGUAUGAAUGUGCAGUGCCUGCCAAUUUUACUAGACCACCUCUCAUAAAAGUGAGAAGAUGCCAUGGAGCAUCAUAAAAUGCUUAUAAUGUGCAAAGUAGAGUGUCGAAUCUAUCAAUUUUAUUGAGCUCUCGACAGGCCGGAUGGGCUUGUUUGAGAAGUCAAAAAUUAAUCAACAAUAAUAUUCAACCAUUGAAACAAGUAAAAAGCUAUCAUUUGACAUUAUCAAUUUAUAACUUAUUAAAAUGUUUUAGUUUUGUUUUGGAUUUUUUAAAACUUUUUUGUAAGAUAUUAAAAAGUGAAAAUUCAGGGAUAACUGAAAUUACAGAUUUGCAUUAAAAAAAUAUACAUUUUUGUAAGGGCUUCAUCAUAUUGCUGUGUUGAUGGUUAAAAAUCUGUAUUUUAAAAAGUUAGCAUAAAGGUACUUGAUACUUGAUAAAUCCUACAACUGGGUGGUGGUCUAAUAGAAAUGUUAAUCACUGUACAUGAACUAAAUAAAAAUAAGAAAAGAUCAUCACAAAUCUCUGCUGCUAGCAUGACACUCGAAAGCAACAGUCAGCCGAAGACACACGGAAGACUUUGGUGUAUGUAACCUCAUCUUUUCAUGGAGGGUGGCUAAUAUCAAGAUACCACCAUCAAAAACCUUAAUACCUACAAUACACAGAUCUCUCACACACACACACACACACACACACACACACACACACACACACACACACACACACACACACACACACACACAAUUAAUGUGGCUGAAUGGUCAGUGUUGUGCAGGCAGUGUUAUAUGGUGGUGUCAUGCUGUGCUGUCAUUUACCCACAUCAUGACGACUGAAAUAUGGUUUACGGGGAAGUUUGAUGUAUAAAUGGGUAGGUUGACUCACUGAAACCCUGACCAAAUAAUUUCCCGACUCUCAUCCGGAGCCCAGUUUCAUCAGUUGUUUCCUAGAAAAUACUCACAUCCCAUUACAGUAAAUACAAGUACAAACCACAAAUGGCAGGCUGCGGCUUUUUUUUUUUUAAAUCAACAAUCUUAUAUUUAACCCUUUCAGUGACAGCAGUUACUACAGUGGACAGCCUAGCUUGUGAUCGGGUUACAGGUUAUCAUUAUUGAUGCAUGAAAGGGUUAAUAGUUAGUCAAUGAUAUGAAUCCAAACAUAUAUUGUCCACUUAAACUAGAAACAUAUGCUAGUAAGUUGAUCGUAGAUGUGUUUAGUAUUACUGUAUUUAUACUCUAUACAUACAGUCUGACUCACUCGGUUCACAAUUAGCACUUAUGCCAGCUGAUCAUUUGAAACAACUGUGAAAUUGGACUCUUUCCCCUUCCUCUCUGACAAUGUUUGUGUCAACUUGUGAUUUAUACUCCAGAAACAGCACAUCUUAGCAGCACAAAGUCUUUGAAAAUGUCAUGUCAGUGUCAUAUUGUCUUCAAGUCUGUUAAGACGACAUUUUUUUCACUUUUUCAAAUGUUUGCCACAUUUUUACCAGCAUUGUUCAUGUGUAAUUUUAAUAUUGGGGUACAUGCAAAGGGAAUUGGUGUCGUGGGAUGGGGGUGGGCGUUGAUAUCACAUUCACGUUUUCAUGGGAAUCUGCACAUACAACUACACAAAAACAAAAACAUAUACACGUGUCAACACCAGUCAUUGUGAUACUUUUAUUGUAUGGUUUUUGCUCUCAUGUUCAGUAAUUUGUGUCUGUGUAUUAGGCUACAAUUAUACCAAAAUUGCUCUUUUGUCAUGAAAUGGAUUUCCGAUCGUCACUAGAACAGGCAACACGUCAUUAGUAUCAAGAAGAGAUAACUGGGAAAGGGAUCUCGGCUGAUUAAUAGUGGCUUUAUUGUGGCUUUCUAAGUAAGGCUGAGCAUGUUUUGUUUUUCCAGUCCUAACUGGAUCUUUUCAGAAGAGUAGGACUCACAUCUUUUGAGCGCCUUUACGGGACAUGUGGUAGAGAGGCAUCACAGCAGACACAGGAGAGGGAACCUCUUGUUAGCUUUAACAGCAAUCAUUUUCUUUGAUUUCGGGGCUCAUUUUCUUGAGCAUGCCACAUUAACCUUUGAUGGAUUAAGAGCCACAAUGCAGCUUUAUUCUAAUCACAAGGCAUGUUUUGUUCGUAUUAAGUGGGAAUCUAAUUCGUAAAAUGAUUGUAUAAUUCUAAUAAGCUCGGAGGGAAUGUGAGUCUCUAUCUGCCAAUAGAGAUGGUCGAAAGAGUAAUAAUAGCUAUAUUGUUGAGAUGAGGACGAUUGAUUAAUUAAUAGAUUGAUGAUGAGGCAACCAGCAGAGAAACACACACACACACACACACAGGCGCACACACAGACACACUCACACACACACACACACACACACACACACACACACACACACACACACACAUUCGCACACACAGACACAAAGUCCACUAUUGCCAUCACUCUGAGCCAUAACUCUGCUCUUUUACUGUUCACAGUAACAUUUCACUAUUUUAUUAAGAACUUUGAAUCCUAUUUUUGUCAAAUCAUAAUUACAGAAGGGUGUCAAGAAAAAGGGGAAUUCAUGUGAUUUUUUUUUCUAAGCGGUAAUAUGCACUGCACCUUCAUAUAUUCUGUAUAAAGAUAAACAUAUAUGUGAAACACUUGGGGAGAGCAGCCGAGAUGAUUAUUUCUAACAAAGUCUGAAGGGUGAAGUUGAGUCUCAUUGUCCAACAUCUCACUAUUGGAGCGGCAUUUACACACACAGAUGCACAAAAAAUACAGAUGAAAGAUAAAAUAACGUAAAAUUUAUCUAAGCAGCCGCUAAAACAAAUGCGGUUAACGUUUUGACAUGUUAUGCUUUGGCAAAAAAAAUGAAAAGACCACGUUAACACAAAUUGAAGUAAAUAGGGUGUGACGUUUUAGACAUUGGAAUUGACAUUGAAUGGAAAAUGAACACAAGGUCAGAUACAAUGUGUCUCCCCAACAUUGAAGAGCUUUGAAGAGAUCAAACGUUGUCAUGUCGAAAAACAUUGUGGUAUGAUUGAACAUAUUGCUAUCUAAGUUCAAACAAUUUGGAAGAAACAAGGUGUGUUGACGGUGUGUAAAUGCAACUUGGAUGAGGAACAACAGGCGACCUUCACCAGACUGCAACUGUGUUCUGGUGUGAAAACAGUCAGUAUUUUUAAGGGUCUAGUUUUGCAUUAACUGUAUACAUUUCAUAUCAUUUCAUUGCCUGACAAUGGAUGUCUUGUCAGUGUUUUUAACCUCAGAUACAAAAAAAAAUGUUUUGUGCACUUAUUGACCAUUGUGAACUCUAUCUCUUAUUCUUGGUGUGUGUGUGUGUGCAUUGACGUCCCCUUUGUGGGACCAUGUGUAUAGUCUUGCAGCAUUGGUAUAACAUGAAGACGUAACAAUGAUAAAAAUGAAUAAUUCAUAAAAAUGAAGAAAAUCUUAUUCAUUAAAAAAAAAAAGACAGUGAAUCUAGUCGUUGUUUGUGGCAUGGUUAUGCAUUCAAUGGUCAUAAUUUUAAGAAUAAAACAGUACAAAAAAAAUUUAUUUCAACUAGCGCUGUUCUGCUAUUUUUUGUUUUGUUUUUCACUUUUUAGCUUGCAGUAUUGAAGUCCUAGUUGCUAAUGGUGUUGCUAAGCUAGCAAGCUUGUUUAGUUGUUUACCACCAGAGCAAUACAUUGUACCAGAGCAUAUAUUGUAACAAUGAAAGAUGAAUUCUUAACCUUCAAUUUGUGGCAUAUAAGUGCAUGAAAACUGCAAGUCUAAAGUGAUAUUGAUUGUUUUUCAAGAGAUUUGCAACUAUGAUGUAAUGUAUUGCUCUGGCCGCCCAUUAUGCCCACCUCAGCUCACAUCCUUUUGCCUGUUGCUCUCACAUGCAGUCGUUGAUGACCAGUUCACUUAUGGCAGUCUUGAAAAUCACACUGGAGACUUUCUUUGUCUUGCUCCUUGAAACUGUGUUGUCAUUAAAUCAGCAUGUUACCUAGCAACAAGCUCCACAGCUCAUGUAGCCAAAGCGACAACAUCAACAACAUGAGGUAAGAGCAAUGAAAAUGUAGAUCAGAUUGAGUCAAAAAUGGAGACAAAAGUGCUGUUGGCUGUGAGGACUGGUGCUACCGUGGUUCAAAAUGAUGUAAAGAACCAAUUAGGUAUUUUUUCUCGAGCUGGAAAUCUUCCUUGUGAAUCAAGAAUGUCUCGACCGGUGUUAAAAAAGUGGAAGCGGAUGUGAGCUGCUUGCUCCACAUUUGUUUGAAUCUCCCUGUGAAAAUGUUUGUACUGCACAUGCUAAUCCUGCGUCCUACUUGUCUACCCGCUCUCCGGUGCUUAAUUGGACUCACACUACCAUUCCGCAACCUUGGCUUUUGUUGUGGGUGAUUUCAGCAUGAAGCAAACCUUCCGAAACAUAAAAUGUGAUUUUGAGCAUUCUGUGAGAUUUUAUUUUUACUUUGACUAGUUUGUCUAGUUGCAAUUUUACAGUGUGAGUUCUGCCUCUCAAAUUGUCAACUCUGAAUUACAGGAUGAACAAUUUGUUCCUCUAUUCUUGAUUGACUUCAACUCUACUGUAUCAUGAACACCAUCAUAGCGCUAAAAACUGAUAUGAGUCUGCAACCUUAAAAUGAUUGUCAGCGAUAUACACAAACAUCAAGGUUGGACAUUUUGGACGUCGGGAGAUGUUCUUUUUUUUUCUUCGUUUCCAUAGUAGACUUUUUGUACUCCACUCUAGUUGCUUAGUAGCAGGCUUUCUUUGAUUCACUCCCCCAUUUUUGUACAUAUGUGUGUGCCAGCAGCUUGGGCAGACAGUGGCUUUUUUUAUUUGUAAAGACAUCAACUUGCUUGCAAAUAUAAAUAAAAUGAAAUAUUA
Molecule: messenger RNA, 6943 nt
Organism: Hippocampus comes (tiger tail seahorse)
Lineage: Eukaryota; Metazoa; Chordata; Actinopteri; Syngnathiformes; Syngnathidae
Gene: gpm6ab
Product: glycoprotein M6Ab
Exons: 7
Coding region: 219-1055 (278 amino acids)
Biological process (GO): neuron projection development
Cellular component (GO): plasma membrane; axonal growth cone; neuronal cell body
Source: RefSeq, a predicted model, not a curated record